UCUGAAUCUGUUGGUCGAUCAGUACGCACUUUGUCGCGAGAAGCUGGAGCUCCAGAAGCAGAGGCAUAGUACAUCCCCGAGACCGACCGCAGAUACAGGAGGGGCUAAUGCACAGGCCGCAAACAGCAACGGAAAACAAAACCAUCAGCACGAGCAGGUAGAGCAGACGACGACGGGACGCAGCGCUGAAUAUCAGGAUCAGCCCGUGACGGUUUUGAACAAGCGCGACCAAAUAACGAAGGCGUCUGCGCAGCCCCAAGCUUCCAG
Amoebophrya sp. A120 is the source of this 267-nucleotide messenger RNA. Lineage: Eukaryota; Dinophyceae; Syndiniales; Amoebophryaceae. The record is from the annotation of a GenBank genome assembly.